AUGGAUCCUGCCAUCCAGCUGAGUCUCCGUGACAGCCAUUUUAGGGCCCGGAUCCUUAAACCUAUACUUCGUGCAUACGCUUUAGGAUAUCUCUCCGCGGUCACUCCCAAACUCGUCUCUUACGCCCGGCGAUUCGGAAGGAGAGACUGGGACACAUCUCAAAAACUUCGCGAGCUGAUCCAUGUUCUGGCUGGGCCUCUGCGUGCCCACAGUUUCCCAACGUUUUGCGCUGCCUUGGUCGGAGGCUCAACUUUCCUCCCGGUGCUGUUGUAUCGGGUCUGUGUCUCGUUCGUAGCUCGUCACGCAAAGGGUGACAUCCGACUGUCCCUGCGCCUGCGUCGUUUGAUCCAGUUCGUCACGGCAUUCCUCUCGGCAUGGUUCAGCUUCCAACUCUUGAAUAAGACCCGGGGCAUUUCACAGAAUCAUAACGACGCCAAAGCGUCCGCUGGCCAAGAUGAUGCGCCGGCCAAUGCCCUCGAGCGGCCUCUACGCCCAGAGCUGGUCGGGAGGACAAUGGACCUCACUCUUUUCACGGUCACAAGGGCUAUAGACGUGAUUUCCUGCAUAGCAUGGAGUCGUUGGCGCAAUCAUCGCAAAUCACAGAACCGAUGGACUUAUGUGGAAUCCCUGGCCCCUGGACUGGCAGACGCUGGGGCUUUUGCAACCAGUGCAGCUAUAGUCAUGUGGGCAUGGUUUUAUUUACCGGAAAGAUUGCCACGGACGUACGAGAAAUGGAUUGGGGAGGUGGCCAAGGUCGACUCCCGCUUGAUCGAGGCUCUACGCCGUGCUCGUCGAGGGGUCUUUGUAUACGGCAAGGAUACAGGCCAAGCGCCUCUUCUGGAAGCGAUGUGCAGAGACUACAAUUGGCCUGAGGAAUGGGGAGACCCAGCCAAGACAGUCCCGAUUCCGUGCGAAAUGGUACACAUGGACUGCGGUCCCAGUUGCGAGCUGCACGCGGUGUUCCGCUUUGCCAGAACCUUCAAAUUUGCCUGUGCAACCUACAUCCCAUUGCAGAUAGUUCUACGUUUACGGGGGAUGAAGAGCCCUGCCGUCCUCACUCGGGCCAUAUCUGAUGCCGCCCAGUCAUCGGCCUUCCUGGCCUCCUUUGUGAGUCUUUUCUAUUAUGGCGUGUGCCUAGCCCGCACUCGAAUUGGCCCCAAGGUGUUCGACCAGAAAACUAUCACUCCACUCAUGUGGGAUUCCGGACUCUGUGUCGGGGCAGGGUGCCUCAUGUGUGGUUGGAGCGUCCUGGUUGAAAAGGCGCGGAAGCGUCAAGAGCUGGCUCUAUUCGUGGCACCCCGGGCAGCAGCCACAGUGUUGCCACGGUUGUAUGAUAAAAAGUACCAGUACCGCGAACGCAUCGCCUUUGCCAUAAGUGCUGCUAUUCUCCUGACCUGUCUUCGUGAAAGGCCAAGCAUGGUCCGAGGAGUUUUCGGACGGCGGUGUUCUCCGACAGGGAACAUUCCGCAACGGCCUACGUAUAUUCACAAGGGACUUUUCCAUGCAGAAAGGAGGUACUUCUCAAGGAAUUCCUUCCUUCAAGAACGCCGCCAUGCCUCCGCAGCACCGUUUAACACGCCGCAAUCGCAGCAGCGCAACACCUCUACCAUGUAUUAUACCAUUAGUCUCAUCCUCGGAACCGUCGCGCUUGCCUAUGGAUCGGUUCCCCUCUACAAAAUGAUUUGCCAGCAAACCGGCUGGGGCGGCCAGCCCAUCCUCACCCAUCGUACCGGAGACGGCGAUACUGCCUCGCGCGUGACUCCCGUUACAGACUCCCGCCGCCUCCGCAUUACCUUUAACGGAUCCGUUUCCGACGUGCUGCCUUGGAAGUUUACCCCACAGCAAAGAGAAGUGCGAGUGUUGCCUGGCGAGACCGCCUUGGCCUUCUACACGGCUACAAACAAAGGCCCGAAUGAUAUCAUUGGAGUCGCUACGUACAGCGUGACUCCGGGCCAAGUGGCGCCUUAUUUCAGCAAGAUUCAAUGUUUCUGCUUCGAAGAACAGAAGCUCAAUGCUGGAGAAUCCGUGGAUAUGCCUGUUUUCUUCUACAUCGAUCCGGACUUUGCUACGGACCCGAACAUGAAGGGAAUUGACACCAUCACUCUGUCAUACACAUUUUUCAAAGCGAGAUAUGACGACAAUGGCGUUUUGAAGCCCAUUCAAUCAUGA
Messenger RNA from Penicillium argentinense, 2169 nucleotides. Its product is annotated as cytochrome c oxidase assembly protein. Lineage: Eukaryota; Fungi; Ascomycota; Eurotiomycetes; Eurotiales; Aspergillaceae. The coding region runs from base 1 to 2169 and encodes 722 amino acids. Gene Ontology annotation, molecular function: copper ion binding. Gene Ontology annotation, cellular component: mitochondrial inner membrane. The record is from RefSeq and is a predicted model, not a curated record. The transcript has 8 exons.